UUAUAUUUCAGUUAGAAAUCGUGAACGGAAAAGACAUAACGGCGACUAGAGAAGCUUUGAAUGGCAGCAAAAGGGCGCAAAAAUAGCUCUUUUGAUGUGCGGUAAUUGGAUUGAGCGGAAUAUAGUGUGGAGUUUAAAUUAUAUUUUUAUCCUAUGUAAUAUUAUAUUUUGUGUUUUAGAUAAGUAUGCCUUUUCCAAAAACGUGAAUAUGAGAAAUGUGUUCGGUGCACUUUGUUUUAGAGUUAAGCAGGUUCUUACUACUCUCAUUUAAAGUUGGUGAAAACACAAUUAUGAAAAAUAUUCGUGACUAACAAUUUAAAAAGGUGUUUAAUUAAUUGAACCGUAAAAGAGGAUACUAUAAUUCGCCUCCAGUUCACCUGGAAUAUAUGAAUGCCCUACAAAUGAAUUUCUAUUUUCAUCAAUGAAAUAUCAACACAGCAUACAACAAAACUUUUCAAUUACUCGCUAUCGACAACCAUAAUUCAAAUGACUCCGGUGAAUCAAGUAUAAACUUAUGAAUUCCUAAAAUUGCAGUGAAAUUUAGUGACACAUAGCAUGAUAACUGACAGAAUUGUAGUUUUCAAAGCAGAUAGAAUUAUGUUCCAUCGCAAAUUUAUUUUCAAGUUAGUUUAAUACAUUAUAGUGGAAUUUGAUAUUUAAAAGAAAGUAGCAUGAAAGCAACUAUAACUAUAAGCCUACUGUUCUUCCUGCUUAAUAUGAAUUUCACGUCAACAAUGUCGCAGCAACGUAACUCAUCUUUGGACUAUGAAACUGAUGAAGGAUACGAAAAAAACCAACGACCCACCUUACAGACCAACGUAUCCAUCGGGCUUUAUAUUAACAGGAUAUCAGCGGUAGAUGAAAACAAGGAAGAAAUAUCGUUUGAUGUAUUCCUCCAAGUGAUAUGGGAAGAUCGACGAAUACGGCCGCGAAUAGAUGAGAAUCGCACGACUACAAAGUACGUUGAGCUUAAAAUUGACGAGAGACAUAAAAUCUGGGUACCUGAUCUUUACAUUAGACAACUUCGUGAAAUGAAAGUCCUUAGUCUAUUUGAAGAAAUUUCGAGUCUUCGUUUGUAUAAAAAUAGUACGGUUGCUCUUAGUAUAGGUGCUACAAUAAUUAUAAAAUGUGAUAUGGACUUCGUACUGUAUCCGUUAGAUGUACAAAAAUGUCCAGUAGAUUUUAGUAGUUAUAAGUAUUCCAAAAAAGAUAUGAUUUUCAACUGGAAACAAGGAAAUCCGAUAUCAUACCCCAAUGACUUCGGUGACGGGUUCUUCCGGCUACCUAAAUACGUAGUUUCAUUCGCAACCAAACCGGAACCUCAUAUCGUCAAUUAUAGAGAUUCGGAUCACGCCUCAGCCAGACUGGAAAUAACAUUGUCACGUGAAGUCAAAAGCUAUCUCCUGGAGAAUUAUUUGCCUUCCACAUUGUUCGUCUCAAUGUCAUGGGGCAGCUUCGUAGUGGUGCCUGAGGUCGUCCCAGGACGUAUGGUGCUCCUCGUGACCACCCUCCUGUCGCUGAUUACAAUGUUCGACACGGUCCGCAAUAAUUCUCCGGAUGCACUCGAGCUAAAGUGCAUUGAGGUGUGGCUAAUAUCCUGUACGAUAUUUGUAUUUCUAGCGCUAAUGGAAUACUUUAUUGUGCUUUUUGGUAUUCGUUACGAUAAACACUGGCGCAGCGCGAAACGGAGGAUUUCGUCGUUAUCACCACCGCCGACAAUCAAUUUAGCCGCCAGCGGUAUGAGCUCUGAGACGCCAACGGAAUCAACUUCGUUACGUCUAUUUUGCGAUUAUGAUAAUCAUCAGGUGACGGUUGUUCAAACACAAAGAAAGAACGGUGUUGAGCAUGGAGCUCGCGUUUUCAACUUCAACAAAGUUAAUCCGGAAAACUCGCCCAAAGCGCUUCAGUCUGACAUGAAACAGGAUCCAAACCGAUUACAGGUGCCGCCACUACAAUCACCUGACGAUUCGGGUGAUGAGCGAACGCCAACAUCAUCAAUGCACCGGAAAAGGUUCCGCAACGUAGCCGAGUACGCCCUACUCUAUGCCGGAUCACAGCGUGGAAAACUUGACCAAAUAUCACUCAUAGUUUUCCCAUUAACCUUUUUUAUAUUCGCCGUUGUAUAUUGGAUCCUAUAUUUAAGCGAAUCACGGAAGAAAAUAUGAUACAAUGCAUUAGAAAGUUGGUAUGAAAUUCUUUUUAUCUCUAGAUUCUAAGUAGUUUUUAGGCUAUAUUAACUCUUCAUCAAAACCAAAAGUGUCUUCUGCUGAAAAUACGGUAGCUUAUAUAGUGAUCCUUCCAGAACAUAUCACGUCCAAUCAAAAUACAAUUCAGAGAAAUUCUAAGUGAUAACAGACCAAGUCAAUAGAAAAUAUGCAUAUUUUGGCAAACUAGUGCACUUCAAGGCAAUUGGUAAAAAUAUACAAAUGCCUGUAUAUAUCAUAUAUUUUUUAUCCAAUGCGAACGUGCAAUUGAGUUCCAAACUCAACGCCUUAGUUUCUUGUUUGAAACGGGAGAUCCCCAAGCGCAUCUUAAUAAUAGUAAUAAGACAAGAAAUCAAUACAAAUAGUUUUACGAUCAUGCCACGUUUCAGUUUGUAUUAAAAACUCAAUUCAGCAGGCCAGCAUUUUUUUUUUGUUUCCACAAUAAUAUUGGGUUGGAGGAAAAGUAAUAUCGUAUUUGUGGUCGAAAUUUGGCGCUUUAUUUAACAUAUUUAGAAUUAUCCGAUUUAAGUCAAAUAUGCGCCGUUUUGUUUGCAAAUUUGUUGCCAUUUAGAAGGCAACUUCGUUAUCCCCCCCCCCCUUCUUAUUUGCAAAAAACUCAGACAGCCAGUUUUCGCAAGCCUCUUUUGAGGCCAACUUAGUAGGACCAAGAGUGUUUUGCAUGGCCCGGAAGCGAUCGUAAUCACUUGGCCCGGACUGUACGAUGGGUGCGAUAGGGCAUCCCAUCCGAGCUCCCGUAGCUUCUGGCAGGUCAUCAAAGAUGUGUGAGCCCGAGCGUUGUCCUGGUGAACACAACACCAUUCCUAUUGACCAAUUCUGGCCGCUUCUGGUCAAUCG
Molecule: messenger RNA, 3059 nt
Organism: Hermetia illucens (black soldier fly)
Lineage: Eukaryota; Metazoa; Arthropoda; Insecta; Diptera; Stratiomyidae
Product: glycine receptor subunit alpha-4-like
Exons: 11
Coding region: 672-2165 (497 amino acids)
Biological process (GO): chemical synaptic transmission; nervous system process; signal transduction
Cellular component (GO): membrane; neuron projection; synapse
Molecular function (GO): transmembrane signaling receptor activity; extracellular ligand-gated monoatomic ion channel activity; neurotransmitter receptor activity
Source: RefSeq, a predicted model, not a curated record